AUGAGAGCGAAGAGACAGUCUGAGAGUGUACUCCUUCUCCUCCAGCCUCCUCCCUUCUCCUUCCUCCUCCUGCUGCUGGGCUUCCUCCUCCAUUCGGUCUGGGUGGACGCCUUCUCCACCGCUCCUACCUGCAGGCAGACUCUUGCGAACCUCGUCGCAGCUGGUCCGUACCACUCGUGCGCAAGGAACUGGUCGAGCGGGUCCGCCAGCGUGACGUGCUGGGGAUGGAAUGAGUUCGGGCAACUCGAAGCUCCAACGGGGAUCCCCUUUGCACAGAUUUCCUGCGGAUCUCGACACUCCUGCGGGAUAGGAACAAAGACGCAGAUCACGUCUUGUCUCGGAGGGAUUUAUGACGCAAGGAUCUGCUCUGACGAUGCUGCCCUGAUCGCAGCCAGUGCCGUGUCAUACCAGACUUGCAAGUGCCUGAACAGGACGAUUCAAGCAAAGGACCAGCCGUUCGAGCUGACGAGAGAUAAUACGUGCUCCUCCGCCCCUGCGUCUUCCCUCUACCUGAACAAGCUUCCGGUGCUCAUCUCGGCUGGUGGCAUCCACACUUGUGUGGUGUGGAUUGACGGAACGGUCUCCUGCUUCGGGGCCAACAACUUCAACCAGUCUAUCGUGCCGGACGACUUGCAGAAGGGGUGGACAAGCAACGUUGGAGUCAUCGCGAUAUCAUGUGGGCUGCAUCACACCUGUGCAAUCGUAUCCAGUGGUGGCUUCUCCUCCUCCUAUGGUCGACUGAGAUGCUGGGGCUCCAACCAAUUCAACCAAACGGACGCGCCGCAGGACCUGCUUGUGUCGCAUGUUUCAUCGGGAGCACAACACACUUGUGCCAUAACCCACGAGAAGUCAGAGAUCAUAUGCUGGGGAUCGAAUGAGUACGGGCAGGCUGCUCCUCCCGCCCUGACGUUGGGCCAGAAGUUCGUCCAGCUCUCUUGUGGGAUGAGCUACACCUGCGCGCUCCGGGUGGAUCAGGCAGGCAUCGAGGACGGGAUCGGCUUCCUCGUCUGCUUCGGAAACUUCAGCGGGCAUGUCAACCCCAAGCCAGGAAGCGUCGUCCGCGAGCGCAGCAGCAUUGCCGUCGGACACUCGCAUGCCUGCAUCACUGACGCUGUUGACGGCCUGGUGAGCUGCUGGAGGGGAGACUUCGCCACCAACGUCCCGGAUGGGAUCACAGUCGUUCCUGCGCCCUCAGCAGACUGGAGAACCCUGGUCUCCAAGAAUCGUAGACCGUUGCCGUUCAUGUUCAGCCGUGACUGGUCGCCAAAAGACACGAGGGUUUGCCCUCACGCUUUCAAGGAGGAAUGA
Messenger RNA from Guillardia theta CCMP2712, 1308 nucleotides. RefSeq lists its product as hypothetical. The record is from RefSeq and is a predicted model, not a curated record. NCBI's taxonomy places the organism in Eukaryota, Cryptophyceae, Pyrenomonadales, Geminigeraceae. Bases 1 to 1308 code for a protein of 435 amino acids. The transcript has 13 exons.